AUUGAUUUAGAUAAGAUUAUUGACGUUAAUAUCUAUUGAGUUAAAUAAUGCUUUUAGUUUCGUAGUGGAUCUAUGUGAGUGGUGUAGUUAUGUGUUUCAUACAUUGAAUGUGUUUUGUUUUGGAAUAUGCAGUCCACAAUUAUGACAUUAGGAUGGAGUCUACUAGUAGUGUUCUGCGUUUCAAUUUUUAAUAAAAAUGUGGAUGCUCAAUUAAACUUCGACUUAAGGAAUGGCACGUACGAAAAAGAACUUAAAAUAGAAGUUAACUCCACAAAUGAAGUCAUAUUAUUAUUUCCAUCAGUAAAUACCAAGAAUCCGUUUAGGAUUCACACUUAUGCACCAAGGGCGACGAAAAACACACCCAUUUUGGUGAUGGUGAGACAGGAAAAGCAAGUGGCCUCCUGGCAGUUGCCGGCAUUGCUGGAGACCACGACGAGGGAUGACGAGAUAGCCUUCAAAAACGUUUCCAAAACUAUGUGCCACGACCGCAUGGAAAACAUUAUAAACCCAAGAAUUUCAAAUCGCAUGGUGGUGGCUAAUCAAAGUUUUAUCGUGGCUUUGUCGACCUCGAACUUCGUAAAUUCCACCGUUUAUGUUAAAGUAUCGGAGGAGAAGGACUUUUACGUAGAACUGAAUAAGGAUUACCAUCUGACCGUGUCCCCCACUGAACCGAAAUACGUCUAUUUCAGUUUCACGACGAAUGUUUCAGACACGAUUAUAAUUGAAGUGGACUCUGAGGAUGACGUGUGCUUCACAACAUCUGUACAGAACAGCAGCUGUCCCGUCCUGGACUCAAAUAAAGAAGUCACCUACGAAGGAUACUAUCAGACUGUGUCUAGGAAAGGUGCCCUUACAAUUCACCAGAGAAACUUCAACUUCGGUUUUUUCCUAGUGUUUGUGGUGAAGCCAGACAAUUAUGACUGUGGGCAAAUCAAAUCAGUUCUUCCACUCCAACCAAAAAUCUAUCGGAUGUCCUACGGCAACCGGACCUCGGAGAUCACAUUCAACAUCAAAAACAGCAUCAAUUAUAAAGAUUACUUCAACGCAUCCAUCGUAACUUUUUUCGUUUAUGUGGGAUUUGGACUAAUCAUUUUGCUGAUGACCCUCGCUUUCAACAAAUGGGGCACUUUAUCCACUAUGACUGAAACGAAGUUUGAUCAAGUUGAUGGCGAGUCGAUUGAUCAACUUAACCCCCAGUCCCAGGAAACAAUUAACUACUUAUUGAAGCAUAAUAAAAUCACGUUAAACGUUUUGGCUCAAUUUCCUAUCAAGGAUAAGCGCAGAUCAUUUAAUUACUUAUGGCACAUUUGUUCCAUAGCAAUUUUCUAUAGUAUUCCUGUAGUACAACUGGUUGUAACCUAUCAAAGAGUGGUAAACCGGACUGGAAACCAAGACAUGUGUUACUAUAACUUCUUGUGUGCCCAUCCCAAAUUUGGAUUUAGCGAUUUCAAUCACAUUUAUUCGAACAUCGGUUAUGUUUUAAUAGGGAUAAUGUUUUUGUUCGCCACUCUCCACAGGCACGUUAAAGUGCCCUUGAGAUUUGAAACUGGCAUUCCAGUACAUUACGGUCUGUUUUACUCGAUGGGAGUUGCCCUCAUCAUUGAAGGUUUAUUGUCAGCUUCGUAUCACAUCUGCCCAAGUCAAUCGAAUUACCAGUUCGAUACCAGUUUUAUGUACGUUAUGGCAGUUUUGUGUAUGGUGAAGCUGUACCAGAACCGACAUCCGGAUAUUAAUGCGUCGGCGUACGCCACUUUUUCCGUCCUAGGCAUAGCAAUAUUUUUGGCCAUGAUUGGAAUUUUGAACGGAAGUCUCUCUGUUUGGAUCAUGUUUGCGGUCGCUUACUCUCUUCUGUGCGUUUACAUAUCUUUUAAGAUAUACUAUUUAAGUUUCAUCUUCGACGGAUUUAAAAAAUUAAAGGAAGACAUAAUGAACAACGGUCUCACGGCUGAAACGUUUGCGCCGGUAAAAAAAGUGAGAUUCGUCUUGCUAACGCUGGUUAAUCUGUUGAAUUACGGCAUUUUGAUCGCCGGAAUUUUGAUGUGGGGCCGGGGGCUCACGGACUUCGGCACGUUCUUGCUGGGUUUGCUGAUGGGCAAUUCCAUAAUCCACGCCAUUUUCUACACCUCAAUGAAGCUGGUCAACCGUGAGAGAAUAUGUUUCGAAGCUUGCAUCUAUGGCGUUCUUGCCGUGGCCUCCUGGGCCGCCGCCACCGUGUUCUUCCUCGAUGCCGCCACUUUGUGGACGGUUACGGCUGCUGAAUCUAGAGAAUGGAACCAGGGUUGCAUUUUGAUGAAUUUUUACGACAAGCACGAUGUUUGGCAUUUACUCAGCGCCCCCGCCUUGUUCUUUACCUUCAUGUAUUUGUUGUGCCUCGACGAUGAUCUAAUCAACACAAAACAUAGCGAUAUUGAAGUAUUUUAAUAUUUUUGUAUAAUUAUUUAUUUCUGCUGAAUACAUUUUUAUAG
Messenger RNA from Aethina tumida (small hive beetle), 2465 nucleotides. RefSeq names its product SID1 transmembrane family member 1-like (gene Sira). Bases 127 to 2421 code for a protein of 764 amino acids. The record is from RefSeq and is a predicted model, not a curated record. Gene Ontology annotation, cellular component: membrane. The transcript is spliced from 11 exons. Lineage: Eukaryota; Metazoa; Arthropoda; Insecta; Coleoptera; Nitidulidae.